Molecule: messenger RNA, 942 nt
Organism: Lachancea dasiensis
Lineage: Eukaryota; Fungi; Ascomycota; Saccharomycetes; Saccharomycetales; Saccharomycetaceae
Source: the annotation of a GenBank genome assembly
AUGCCGGCUUCCCAGGAACACAUGGCUGCGAACUCACCUCAGUCAAUAGAAUCCAGCCACGAAUCCGGGGAGAGUUUCUCUGAACCUUGUCCUUCAGAUACUCAGGCGGUGAUUGAUGAAGCACAGUCGCUCGUUGAUAAACUCAAGUCCUCGGAUCGAAUAUGCACUGCGAGCGCCGAAAAUAAACCUUUAGCUGACUCCAAUGGUGUAGUUCCUUGUUCCAAGGCACAGCUGGUGAAAACCCUAGACGAUCUAAAUCAGAUGCUUGGAGAGUCUCGAGAGCGGGUUAAACGACUCAAGUUCAAAAAUAUGAUGCUCACGGAGAGUUUCAAGCACUCCGAAUCCCGAUUUGAGGUAGAAACAAACCUGAGUAAACAACAAUUUGAGAGGAUUCGAUGCCAGCUUGUGAUGGAAACGCAUGAUUUGCAUGAGAAGGUACGCCUCCAAGAUCUGAAGUUGGCGAAAUAUAGAGAGACUAUUAUGGAGAAGAACAAGGAAAUCAAUAGAAUGGCCCGCUUAUUGAAUGACUCUUCCAUACCAAACUCGGUGCAGUUGAGAAACACACCCCAAUCAAUAGGCAAGCCUUCUCGCAUUCGCCGAACAUCUAAGCUGCAGCGUCGAAAUUCAAACAUGUUAGCAACCCUUGGAUUACUGGCUACUCGAGUCCUCGGCGAUGGAAAUGAGACCCAAAUCAACUCUGAUAACACGGAGUCUGAUAUAUCCCACGACAGCUUUCAAAUUCAUCACCAGCACCAUACCAAGCACCCUCAGCAGCCGCAAAACUCCGCAAUCGACCACCAACAAUUAAGAAUUUCGAGCUACCCAGGAAGUGGUACCUCAUCCCUGACUCCCACAUCCGACUCUUUCAAUAAGCAAGCAUUCCAAAUGACCAGUGUGCGUAGAACCAACUCCGUGAAUGGCACCUCACAGGAAAUACCAUGA